Messenger RNA from Helianthus annuus (common sunflower), 2163 nucleotides. RefSeq names its product protein ACCELERATED CELL DEATH 6. Lineage: Eukaryota; Viridiplantae; Streptophyta; Magnoliopsida; Asterales; Asteraceae. The record is from RefSeq and is a predicted model, not a curated record. The coding region runs from base 49 to 2163 and encodes 704 amino acids. Gene Ontology annotation, molecular function: protein phosphatase 1 binding; protein phosphatase regulator activity. Gene Ontology annotation, cellular component: plasma membrane. The transcript is spliced from 6 exons.
UAACACAACUAUCCGUGUCUGCCUCUAGCCUCACCCGUGCGUGCCAACAUGGACACUGGACGUAACGAUCACCUCAUGAAGCUUGAAGUUUUUAAAGCUGCCAAAAAGGGGUGUCUUGAGGAUUUUGAGGCCAAGUUAGCCCAACUGAACUCACAAGAACCCAUCCAUUUAUUACGCACAAGCCACCGGAAAGACACACUUCUUCACAUAGUAGUGGUCUUUGGACAUGACCAACUUGCUAAUUUUCUAGUUGGUAAAUCUCCGGAUCUUAUAACCUGCAAAAACUUCAUUGGCGACACACCACUUCAUGUUGCAGCCAGAGCGAGAGCGAGGAAGCUUAGUGUUCUUGAAUCUUUAUUGACCAUGAAAGAUCCUCCCAUUGAUUAUCUACUAGCUGAAAACAACGAUGGGAAUACUCCUUUGCACGAAGCUGUCAUUCAUAAAAGAGAUAGAGCUGUUGAGAUUUUAUUAGGGAAAAUACAAGACUACAGCAACGCUGUGUCGAAAGUUAAUAAGAAAGGGAAGUCGCCAUUGUACCUUGCUGUUGAAGCGAAGAAUGCUAAGAUUGUGCACUAUAUUUUGAACCGUUCUUGUGGUACUAGCCAAAAUGGAACCAGUAAGCAUGUUAAUGCAAACGUAUCUGUUCCGCAUGCUGCAAUAAUCGGGAAUUCAAAGAGGAUCGCCAACCCUUCCAGUAUUAGUAUUGCUACUACUAGUCAGACUCGAGUCGAUGAAGACGUUGAACCAAAAAAAUGUGUCCUACAUGUGGCAAUCACUAGGAAAGAUACAGCCGACCCCGGUUUGAAUAACAUACGUUUGCAAGCUAACUGGAUUGUGAAAACAGAAGGGAAAUGCGCCAUUGUUGAAAUAGAGAAUGUUCAGAAUUCGAAGAAUAUCUUGAACGUUUUGGAUUGUUGUACGAGCCAGAUUGGAGUAGCUGAACAUGUUGAAACCACAAAAUCUGUGCUGCAUGCCGCAGUUGCCGGAAAAGAUAUAGGGAUUUUGAGGAUGGUAGCAGAAAAGGAGGUUCAGGCGUUACCCGAUAAUACCGAUCACCUGCUACACUUGGCGGCAUCACUAGGCUUUCUGGACGGCGUGAAGUACUUGCUUGAUCAAAAAUUCGGUAUGGAUGUGUUAAGACAUGAUGAGGAUGGCUUUUGUCCAAUACAUCUUGCAUCUAAAAAAGGCCAUCUUCAAGUGACCAAAGUGCUACUUGAUCACUACCCGGAUGCAAGAGAGUUUCUAAGCAAACAAAAUCAAAACAUUCUUCAUGUUGCAGCUGAGAAUGGAAAGGACAACAUUGUCGAGUAUAUACUUAAGACUGAAUGGGCAGAAUUUCUCAUCAAUGAGAAAGAUAAAGAUGGGUACACACCUUUGCAUUUGGCCACUAAAAAUUGGCACCCAAAGAUUGUAAGUGUGCUAACGUGGGACCCUAGAAUUGAUCUAAAGCAGGUCAAUGAGGAAGGAUUGACAGCACUUGAGUUGGCUGAAAAAUACAUGGAAGUAAUGGCUCCAUUUAAAAAGAGAUUAACAUGGAUUGCGUUAAGGUCAGCUGGCACUCCAAGAACUCAUAUUAAAGACCGAGAAACUGUGAAGAGGUUAGAGGCUGCAAAAUAUGAACCAUACAAUAUGGACUACUGCAAGAGUAGAGUUAACACGCUCUUGUUGGUGGCAGCACUGGUAGCCACCGUGACCUUUGCUGCUGGAUUCACAAUGCCAGGUGGCUAUAACAGCUCAGAUUCACAACAUGCAGGCAUGGUUACUAUGCAGCAUAAGACAAGAUUCCGAAUAUUUGUUAUUUGCGACAGUAUAGCGGUGUAUAGCUCAAUCAUCGUGACGGUAAUGCUAAUGUGGGCACAAUUAGGUGAUCUUAAUCUAAUGCUUAAUGCUUUGAGGAAGGCACAGCGGUUGUUGGGGUUAUCACUUGGGAUGAUGUCUUUAGCAUUCUUGGCUGGCGUGAAUCUUGUUGUGACCGAAUCCCAUUUGCUUUCUGUAGUACUUUUGGUAAUGGGAAUUGCAUCACUUAUCAUCCUCGUAGCUCUCUUUGUCCCACUCUUUUUGCCCUAUACAUCCAAAUUAAUAAUCUUUCGUUAUAUCUCCCAAUAUUGCAUAUUAAAUGGGGAUGAAAUUGAAAGAUUUCUAUAUUAUGUCUUGAAUGAAUGA